Fimicolochytrium jonesii is the source of this 1295-nucleotide messenger RNA. RefSeq lists its product as uncharacterized. Gene Ontology annotation, biological process: mitochondrion organization. The record is from RefSeq and is a predicted model, not a curated record. The transcript is spliced from 6 exons. Bases 69 to 1193 code for a protein of 374 amino acids. Gene Ontology annotation, cellular component: SAM complex. NCBI's taxonomy places the organism in Eukaryota, Fungi, Chytridiomycota, Chytridiomycetes, Spizellomycetales, Powellomycetaceae.
CCUUCGCCCCUCUCGCAACUUCCGUCUCGCUGCAUUUGACCUCCAUUCACACCCCCCACACAAAAGGGAUGCCCACAACAGCCCCACCCCCACCCUCCCUCGAACUCUUCACCUGGGGCCCCGCGUGGACGCUCACUUCCUUCGACCCCUUCUGUCUCUCCGUAGAGACUUACCUGCAGCUCGCCGGCGUGGAGUGGAGUAAUAAUGUUUGCAACGAUCCGGAGGUUUCGCCGUUUGGCGAACUACCGAUGCUCCGUGACGGCCUGCUAGAACCGGUUGUCGGUGUGGGAAGGACGAUUGCAUAUCUCAAGAAGAAGGGAUACGAUCUCGACGCCCAUUUAUCCCCAAUCGAGAACGCGGAAUCAUUAGCCUACAUAACCCUCAUAGAAGACAAACUCUACGACGCCCUCCUCUACAGCUGGUGGCUCGAGUCCACCAACGUCGCCCGCUCAACCCGCCCUACCAUCGCCCGCUCGCUGCGUGGGUGGGCGGGGUGGACGGUGCCUACCCAGAUGCAGAAGAAGGCGGCGGCAAGGCUGGCGAGGUAUCGGUUUGUGACCGGGAAGGAUGGGAAGAGCGUCAAUGAGAUCUACCGCCACGCCCGCGAAUGGUACGCCGUCCUCGCAGCAAAACUAGCCGACAAGCCUUUCUUCUUCGGGGACACCCCAACAACCCUCGACGCCAUAGCCUACGCCCACCUCUCCCUGCACGCCAUUCCCACCCUCGCCUCCCCAACCCUCUUCAGCAUCCUCACCUUCGAACACCCCACCUUACACCGCUUCAUCGACCGGAUGCAUAACCUCGCUUUUGUGGAUGCGAACCCCGUAAGAAUGAGCCCGGCGAUGAGGAUGAGCGCGUGGGAUCUGAUUACCUGGCCUGCGGGUAUCGUCAGACGGAAGCUUGCAUCGGUUGUGAAUGGUGGCGUCGUCUCGGGUUCGGGGAGUACAUCACCUCCCGCACCGGCACAACAAACGGAUAAACACACCCCACCAACGACACCAGAGAAAACAAAACAAUCCCGCCAAGCUCAAUUCGCAUCCGUCGCCAGCGUCGUGGGCGCAGUCGGGUUCUUCGUCGGGUUUGUGUGGUACAAUGGGAUUGUGCAGGUUUCGUUUGGGGAGGAUGAUGAGGAGGAUGAGCGUGGGGAAGAUGGCAAGGAAGGGGAGGUUGUAUAUAAGUUUGGGACGGCGUAGAGCGUAUUUUGCAUAGUCUUGCGAGUCUGGAUAUGUGUAGCCUACUGUAGACUUUUGCAAAACCGUCGAAGAUUGAGAAGCGAUGAGAAUGGGGCUGAUUUA